This is a messenger RNA of Acanthochromis polyacanthus (spiny chromis), 10950 nucleotides long. It is a transcript of the gene sgcd, whose product is annotated as sarcoglycan, delta (dystrophin-associated glycoprotein). Gene Ontology annotation, cellular component: sarcolemma; sarcoglycan complex. NCBI's taxonomy places the organism in Eukaryota, Metazoa, Chordata, Actinopteri, Pomacentridae. Gene Ontology annotation, biological process: cardiac muscle tissue development; heart contraction. The record is from RefSeq and is a predicted model, not a curated record. Bases 1040 to 1918 code for a protein of 292 amino acids. The transcript has 10 exons.
UCCUCUCUUAGCAUCCUCUCCUCUCACAUCGCUCUCCGGCUCCACUUGCGCUCGCAGCCUCCCGCCUGUUCGCUCGCCGCUCUCCUCUCUCCUCCUCUUAUUGCACUCUCACUCAUACAUCCAGACACAUGCAUGCAUGCAUACACUCUGCCUUCUCUAUGUGUCUCCCCUUCUCUCUCCUUCUUUCACUACUCGGUCCCGUGCAGACUUGAGGAGCCCCGGAGAGGAGAUGAUGAUGAUGGUGAUGCUGCUGCUGCUGGUGGCGGAGCUCUUUUGGUGAUUUUUCUUUUUCCCCUUUAAAAAAAAAAAGAGCAGAAAACUAGACUCAGAGCAAUGUUGAUGCAACAGCACCUCUUCCCUCUGCACUGUGUUGAUCUGUCUGCCUCCUGCCUAGCAUCAGCCCGUUUUGGGGGGAUUUAAGCGACAGGGAGAGUGCUGCGCCGGCUGUGCGCUCUGCGGUUCUGGUGCGCUGGAUCUCCUCCUCUUCAUCACACACUGAAGGAUGUUCAGUUCUUUACACGAUCUGGAAUAUUACUACUACUACUGUCAACACUCCUCCUGCUGCCGCUGCUGCUGCCUACUUCUCUGCCCCGGCCAGAUCGCAGUCUGAGGCGCCCCGGACCCCUAAAGGGAAGAAGAAGCAUGUCAGAGGCACCUGUGCUGCACAUGGAAAUGAGCCGUCUGCUGCUGGUUCUGCUGGACCUCUAAGCCAGACUUGAGAUUAUCCCAGAAUCGCAGAAGAAAUUGGGAGUUCUCCUUUUCUGACGAGCUGAAAAAAAAAUCCUGUAUCACUGUAUUCUGAAGAGCACCAGCUGCUUCACCAGCUCUAUGGUUUUCUGACUUGCCCAAGACUGCGAUUUUGGCAUCUGACUCAGAGUGGGUUUGUACAACGUUUGGGCAAGGAGGUGGAGAGUUGUCAGCAGCGGUGGCGGGUCGGAGAAACUCUGUUUGUUCCUCUUUACCAGGCAGGAAGGAAGGUGAUUAAAGAAAUCCCGCGGACCCUGUCAGAACCUCCGAAUCAGCACACUCAUACACUGAGAUGACCCAGGAACAGUGCACUCAUAGGAACAAUGUCCAGAGUUCAGAGAAACCCCAAGUUUACAAAGUGGGAAUAUACGGCUGGAGGAAACGCUGCCUUUACUUCUUCGUCCUGCUGCUGAUGAUCCUGAUCCUGGUCAACUUGGCUCUAACUAUCUGGAUCCUAAAGGUCAUGAACUUCACCAUAGACGGCAUGGGCAACCUCAGAAUAACAGAGAAGGGCCUGAAACUGGAGGGGGACUCUGAGUUCCUCCAACCCCUCUAUGCCAAAGAAAUCCAGUCCAAACCAGGCCGCCCGCUGUUCCUGCAGUCGUCCAGAAACGUGUCGGUCAAUAUCGUCAACAGCAACAACCAGCUGCUCACACAGCUCGUAACAGGAUCCAGUGGAUUUAAAGCACGAGGCAAGAUGUUUGAAGUCAAGUCCACCUCCGGGAAGCUGCUGUUCUCGGCCGAUGAGCAGGAGGUGGUGGUGGGCGCCGAGAGGCUCCGAGUGAUGGGGGCCGAAGGAGCCGUGUUCAGCAAAUCAGUGGAGACGCCGCAUGUCAGGGCCGAGCCGUUCAAAGAGCUGCGACUCGAGUCUCCCACUCGCUCUCUGCUGAUGGAGGCUCCAAAAGGCAUCCAGAUCCUGGCCGAGGCCGGAGACAUCCAGGCCAUCUGCAGGAACGAGCUGCGACUGGAGUCCAAAGACGGAGAGAUUUCUCUGGACGCCCGGAGGAUUCGCCUGAUGCGGCUGCCAGAGGGGAAGGCCUCCACCAGCUCCUCGUCCUCCGGGACCAGGCAGACUGUCUACGAGGUUUGCGUUUGCCCCAACGGGAGGCUUUUCUUGUCCCAGGCCGGCACCGGAUCCACCUGCCAGAUCAGCAACAACGUCUGCCUCUAGGACUGACACAAUAUAAAUAAACCCACACAGACAUCCCGAAAGACAGAUGGGCUUAAAAACAGACAGAUGUACACAUAUCGCCUGCCUCUAGGACUGAUUCACAGCAAACACGUACAGAAAUACAAAGACUGCCGGAGACGACGGACACGGAAACAAUCAUAGAUACCGCACUUCCACUGAUCUUUAGGCUCACCCGAUAUGUUCAAAAGGCCAAACUUUGAAUCGAAGCUGCUGACAGGUGCCAACAAAAUGAUUUUCUAAGUGUAGAGAAGCCUUUCAAAACUCCACUGAGUCUUUAUACGUGUAGGACGCGAUGAUAUUAGGCUUUUAAAUUGAAUUAUACACACGAAUAAAACCAGAAAUGCAUUGCAGUGCAGGAUUUAACACUUCCGUGUCAACACUGACACUGUUUAACAAAAGGUCAUGUAUCGGUGUGAUCCUAGCGGUCAUUGUGCUAUUUGUUAAUAGCGAACACUCAUUACAGAUGCACACACACUAGCUCGCAGACAUCUAUACACACAGUAUACAUAAUUUAACACUUGGUGCGCACACACACACACACACACACACACACACACACACACACACACACACACACACACACACACACAGUAUUUGCUUGUAGAAACUGAGAGGAAAAAAACCUCCAGAGAUUUACUAGAGGAGACACUGAUCUGUUCCCUUUUCUCCCUCAAGAGCAUCUCAGUACCAGAAUCACUAGGGUGAUCACCCAUGGCAACAGGCUCUCUCCUCUUCUUCUUCUUCCAUCCCCUUCAUCUUCUGUUUCUUUCCCCUGCCAUAGCCUCUUACACCUGAGAUAUUUUACUUUCUAGCUGCUCACAAGGCAUUUUAAAGCCCAAUCGGCACACUAAAGCACCGUCUUAUGGCCCUCCUGACAUGAAUCGGAUCAGGACAUAAAAUGACCAUGAGGAUUUGGACAUUUUUUAGGUAUAACACAUUGCAGACAGUGAUUUCACUCAGAAUAAUGUGCUUUACUGUGCCUAUGUGACAGUUUCUCAGUGAACUUUGAAAUUAUUUGGCUAAAGUUGACUUCAGACUCUGAUGCCACGUUCAUGUCACGUCGCGUUUAGUCAGCCCCGAUGAUUCAACUCCCAGAACCACAUGUUUAUUCAGUGGAAUUAUUUGAUUUUAAAAACAACAAAUGACCUCUCCGCCCUGGACGUGGAUGUUUUUUAAGUGAGUUUUUUCCAGAAAGUUGCACGACUUUGUGCCAAACGGUCCUUAGUUUUUUACAUGAAAUCCCGGGGUUGUUUUUUUGCCCCUGAAGUUUGUGUUUGCAUAUGUUCCAUAUUCAUCUAUUUUUCUGUCACAGUCAAUCCCUCACUUCUUGAAUCAAACUUUACAUUGGUCCUUCGUGCGAUUUGACGUGAACAUGGCAGCAGUUAUUUUUAUACAUCUGAUGUAAACUGCUGUCUUUACAUUUAGUUAUUUGAUUUCUUUUCAUGUAUUAUUUUCCAGCGUUCUGGAUAAAUUCUGUUUCCUCCCGAUAAAACAGCUCUGCCCAGCAUUCUUCCCAACAGUGAAGAAAACCAUGAAUACAAACAACAUCCUUGACGUUUUUAAAAUCACACAUGAAACAGCAGAAAUGUCCGACGUAAGCUGCUUGAACCUCGGUGGUGGUCACCCUACUUGCUUCUUGCUCUUGGACAUUUUUUAAAAAGGACAAAAUAAAAACUCUAAAAAAAACCUAAUGCGAGCCACUCUGUUGAAAGAGGGGAACUGUGCCUGUGCCUUACGUCGAUGCACUUGUGGCAAGAAGAAGCACAUCACACAGACUUUCUUUGGCAUCAGUGAGUAACAUGACCUCUGAUUUCAGUUCAGUUUCAACCAAUUCACGAAUCUUUCCUUCUGUGCGAAUGCAAAGACCUUCGGCCACAUCUGAACCGUAGCGCCUCCCAGCUGUCGGCGCCUGACUCUGCAGAGGGAUGCGUUGGUUUUGUUUUUCGAUUUAGCUUCCUGUUGCUUUGCUUUUCGUGAUCAGAUAUUCUGUGUGAAACUCUGUGUGUGGUUCUGUUUUUGCUAAAAGGGGCAAAGGUGUGAUCCUGUGGAGUUUAAUAGGCACAUGAGAGCACCGAUUUUUACUACUUAUCUCAAACCACUUGGCCACAGAACGUCUAGUUUCUCCUGUCUGAAUGUUGAUACACAAGAUCUUUUUAUUUUUGCACAUACAAGUACUCUCUUAGUCUUGCUCCAUUAUCUUAAUUAAAUAUAUUAAUACUGCAACUUCAAUGCACAGAUAUUGUAGAAAGUAGGGUAAAGAUUAGCACUUCAGCAAUUGGUUCCCGCUGAUGAUUGAACCAGCACACAAAAUAUUUAUUAACUGAUAAGGCAGAAAGAAUAUGAAGGACAUCUGUGUCAGAAAUACACUAUAGAUCAGUUGUAGUACCUGUUUGUUCCACCAGGUGGAGCCUCUUACUGUUUGAUACUGUGGAGACUCACUCAGACUACAGACGGUUACAUGUUGGCAAGCAAGGGCAUUGUGGGAGUUUAGAUAGUAAUGGACACCAUGACCAGAACUUCUGUGCCACUUAAUGACUUCCAGCCAAAGUUAUGAGUUUAAGACAACUGUGAUUGACUAUGGCUGUGAUUGUAGUUGAUCCUAGUUUGUGUACUAUUCUGGGGGUGGAGCUAGAAGUGGGCUGCCAUGAUGAAGAUCUCCGUGACAUUUAAUAAAUUCUGCAUAACUUGUGUGUUGAAGGCAACUGUGAUUAUCUACGGCCAUGUUUCUAGUUGAUCCUAGCUUGUCUUUCAGUCAUUGGUUUAGCUGGUAAUGGGCACCAUGGCAAAGACUUCUGUGCCACUUAACAACUUCCAGCCAGAGCUUAUGUACUUAGGACAGCCGUGAAUGACUAAUACUGUGUUUCUAGUUGAUCCUGGUUUGUCUUAAACCUAUUGUGGUAGUUUAGCUAGUAACGAGGCACAGUAACAAAGACUUCUGUGCUGCUUAAUGACUUCCAGCCAGAGCUUAACUGUUUAAGACAACCAUAAAUGACUCGAACUGUGUUUCUAGUUGAUCCUAGAUUGUUUUAAAACUGUUGCGGGGGUUUAACUAGCAAUGGGCACCAUGACAAAGAUUUCUGGGGACCUCCAGCCAGUACUCAUCUUGUUGAAACAAAUUAGAAUCAACUAGGAAACCAUUCCUGUAUCUCAGUGACAUACGUCACAGACCUACAUUAGCGGCUUUGUAGGAAUCUAGGUCAUAAAACACCACCAUGACAAAGUCUUCUCAGCUCACAUUUUUAGGUGAAAGUCUGUUAGGACGGUGCUCCUACAGCUCACUGGAAGAUGAAAUCAAGCUAACUGCUUUUGAUCCAAAAACCAUUAUCAAAACUUCUUUUAUCAACAAACAUGAAAAACUUCAGCUGUCUUCUGCUGUUCCAGCCUGGGGUAGCAGAGGACCAACAGGGUUUUCUAGACAGACCUCUCCCCAGCAACGUGUCUGCUUUUUUUUAGAAGUUUCAGGUCUUUUGGCUUCAUCAGACCUUUAAUGUGCAAUUUGUUGCUCCAAAUUAAGGAAUUUUAGUAUCUCGGGAUUGAGUGAUGGGAAAAUAUGGAUAUGUAUGUCUAACAGUUCAUUCAUUCUCUCCACAAUAUCUACAGUAUCUGUGCCAAAGAAAGCAGAUCAAAACAGUUUUUUGGUGUGGGAAUAUGGAAAAAAAUGAAGACACUAAAAUGUUGUUUUACUUGUUAAAACACAUCACGAAGGUAAAGAUGUGAAGAUCUUGCAGGUAAACACCCUCCAGAAACUAGACGUUGUAGUUUUUAUUUAUAUCUUCUGUGUCGCAUCCUUUUCCAGAGUCAGGUGUACCAACUUCCUGCUCUCCCCUCAGCUUCUCUGUCGCUGUAUAUUAAAGGACUAUCAUAAAUAUUUCACCAUGAAAUCGAACCUAUCUGAUGUGUUUUUUGACUACAUGUACACUAGAGAAAUACAUCUUUUUAUACGGUUGUAUAUGUAAAUACUGAACACGUAACGGCACCAGACCAGACACGCCAACGAAAGAGAAACAGUGCUCUUUUACAAAAAGGAAAACCUUUUUUUAUAAUGUACAUCAGUGUUUUUAUACUAAAAGGGCAAAAAGAAAAUAAAGUUAAAGGAUAUUCAUUGAGUUAGCAUGUACAGCACUGUAUACGAUGUUCGCCUGUGGAGAACAAGCUGGUUUUGUUUUGACGCCUUCUCGCCUCUCCUGCUGAGCUCAGAUGUUUCACACAAAACCUGCUUUUCUUUUACUUUUUUUUGUUGUUGUUUUGUUGUUGUUGUUGUUGUUGUGUCGGCCCGAGGUCUUUGCAUUCUCUCUCCAAGUGUGCUGUGUGUAAAUCUGUGCUAUGAUGAGUGAGCUUUUUGUUUUUGUUCUUCUGCUCCACAGAAAGUGUUGAAUGAGUCUCAGAGAAGCAAACAGGAAAAAAACAAAAGAGACAGUAAAGCAGAGAAGGAAAACGAUGCGCGGGGCUGAGGAGAAACGUGCUGUUAAAUUAAUAACACAAAAACUGGCAACAAAAAUGUGCUGUUUUUGAACAAAAGUCAACAAUCAAUCAGUACAAAUUACUCAAAUCUUUAAGUGCAAAAUGCAGAAACCUUGGAUUGAAGGUAACCUGAACCCAGCGGAUUGCAUUGCUGAUCAAUUGACAGUAUUGAUCGAAUAUUGUGAGCACUUCUUCCCGCCCUGUGAGGUCAGCUGAGCGCUCUGUCCUUCCUUUUCUGGCUGAGUAUUUACGUUUUCCCUCAUUCUUCAGUCUGAAACUGCCACUCAUGGAGUAGUUUUCAAGGAUGCCAAAAUAAAAAGGCGUUGUUCAAAUUGACUGCAGGUGUCGUUGGAUCCUCCCUGAAGAGUAAAAACUGCUUUAAAUUCUGCAGACCGGAAACCUUUCGUCUUUUUAGGGUUGAGUUUUCUUCAGCGGAGAUGUGAAGCUGCAGCUUCUCUCCUGACCAGCCUCAUCUGUGGCUGGAUUAAAUUCAUAAAAUGUGACACUUCGUCAUUUUAAAUGAAUAAAAGAUUUUUGGUCAUAACUGCAGCUCACAUGAGGCUUUGAAAGUGUGCAGUUGUCAAUUAAUAGUGGAAAAAAACAACAAAAACCAUCCAUGUGAUGGCUUCUAGGUGCAAGACAUAAAUAUAUGUGGGCUUCGAUGUGGAAAAUAUAGUUUGCACACUGGCUUCCCAGAUAGCAAACUAUGGGUGAAUCAAUGUUGAAUCUAUGUUGAGACCUAACGUAGAAAUUAUACAGAAAGCGCAAGGUUGAUAAAAUGUUGAGUCAACGUUUGCUUACAUAGAUUACAUGUUUGCAAACAUAGAUUCAACAUUAAUUAAACAUUGACCUGUCAAACAUUUUAAUUAAACCAAAAUACAACGUAGAUUCAAUGGCAUCUUUUAAACACAAACUUCAAUGUUGACAAAAUGUUGUUGAAUCAACAUUGAUCCAACCAUCAGUCUUCAACCGUAACCACAAUUCAACCUUCUUAACCCUAAUUCAACAUUGAUUUAACAUCUUUUGCUAUCUGAGUAAAGUGUGAUUUAUGGUUGAAAAGCAAACAUUGACUCAACAUUUUAUCAACCUUGCGCUUUCUGUAUAAUUUCGACGUUAGGUCUCAACAUAGAUUCAACAUUGAUUCACCCAUAGUUUGCUAUCUGGGUUAGAUGCUUCCAAUGACUUUUAUUAAAUUUAUUUGAAUACCACCAUGAAAUAUUGAUUUAAUGAAGGUUCUUGGAAGCCUCUAUGCCCUGUUGAUACCUUUUAUGCCAUGCUAACUAGCAUGCAAAUUGUUAGCUGUAGCAGUAUUCAUGCUAAGUAAUGGUUGUUCAGUAGCAGAGCUGGACCAUUUCAGUUAAAAAGCCUUACACAGUGAACUCUGACUGAUCUAUUAUUGCCAUAUUUUGUCAGAUUUUUGGCACAUUUUCACACAAAAUCUGAUACAUGCGAGCUUUCAAAGAGUUUAAUACUUGCUGCUAGCAAGUUUUUUUUUAGCUAAUUUAACUAAAUUUUAUUUAGGUUCAUAUGAAAUUCUAUGAUUACUGUCAGAAUUUAUUUACAAUAUUAACAUUUCUGCCAAUUUUAGGGUCAAGACUGAGCCCUAAUGUCCAGAAAUUACUCUGAUUCGAUAACAACUAUGAGGCUAAUGCUAAUAUUUUUUGCAGUCGGCUGCUCACAUCUGUGACCUGCAGAGUUUUCCUGCAGCAGAAACAUCUUUUACUCAGAAAACGACCAGAGCGUGUUUCAGAUCUUUAGAUUUACUGAUGACAGAAGAAACUAACAGGAGAGACGGUGCAGCUUCAUAUCUCUCUGAAAUAAGAAGGUUUCAGGAGUGAAAAUAUGAGUUUUAUCUGAAUUCAUGAACUAAAGAAAAACAUGACUCGACAACAUUUCAUCCUAAAACAAACAGCAAUUUAUCUUUUUAUCCACACAGAGCAUCGCUGGACUGAUGCACUUCUGCAAACAUUCAUAAAAGGGUUUAAUGUUCACGACAUUUUAGUUCCUAGCUGUUUAUUUUCUUUCUAUUGGGUUGAUCUCAUGUCUUUUCUGUGAGUUUUCAGGAGUUCACAUUUCUUUAUAUUCUGUCAUUUAUUUGCCAGCAGACCCUUACUUCUCGUGGUGUACAUUUCCAGUAAUUAAGGCGCUUUAUUUAAAUUUGACAACUCUUCACUGCUAAAGUAACGCAUCUCUAUACUGUGAGGAGGUACUUGAUGUUUCUGGGUCAGUUAGAUGAUUUAUUUUUCCUUUUCAUUUUCGUCAGGAUGUAAACGCAACAACUUUAAGUGACACUUUCAUUUUGGAGAUAAAGAUCUGGGCUCCAUCGCUACGUCGAGAAGUACGCGCCCUCGUAUAUUCCACGUCGCCUCUACAGCGGCCGCGGCGUCAGCUGAUCAUAUCACAGAUGAUCCAUACAGGAAGCGGAACAUCCGAUGGUGACACUGGAUUUAAUCUUCGCCGACGACAGCAGGCCGCCGGGUUUUUAUCUGCCGCAGUUCCCCUCCCCGUUUCGGCUCGUUUUCACAUUCCACUGACGGCUUCAUCGUCUCGGUUCCGACGGCGCGAGUCAUCAUAUGUGUGAAAUUGGUUUCCAGAGUUUCGAUGGCUUCCUUUGUCUCUGAGUAUAAAACUGGCCGACGUGCAAAUAAAAAAAGAAACACCCUGGAGCUUUUUGCCAGGCAAUAAUGAGGCUUUUUUAUUCCAGGCAAAACAGGACCGACUGCCUGUUUUGUGUUUUUUUUUUCUUUUUUUUGCAGACGGUUGCUAAACUCCUUUUUUGCCUUCGAGUUGAAAUCUCAUUUAACAAGUCAAACCCCGCCAUCGUCACCAGCGUCAGCAGCUGUUCGCCGCUCUCUGAUCCCUUAAAAAAAUAGACAAAUGAGAGUUUUUGGGGUUUUAGUAGUGGCGGUGUAAAAACUCAAACGUCCUCCAGUGAGCUUUGAUCUGACGGCUCAGGCUCCGGCCUCCAUGCUGGGAGGUCGGCCCGGGUUCAGGCCUCCUCUCUUGUUCGCUGCGUUAUCAGCCGAGUGAAGCAUCGCCACCCCAGAUUAAGCUCCUCGCCUUCUCCUGCCGCGGACGGUUUGAUCUGUGCGUCUGUGCAGCUGGAGGCCUGAAAAAAGUUUGUCUCAUUAGCCGAUCUUCGCUAACCUCCAGCUUCGUCUCUAAAAAGCUCCAAUUUUCAGAUAUUUGAUUGAAAAAAACCCACUUCCCUGGAUUUGUUUCUGUCGUAAUAACUUCUCAGAGGAUUGACGUCAGCGGUUAGCGGCGUUUCUCAUCAAUCAAACAUUAGAUAUGGAGACUUGAACUCGUUUUUUUGUCAUCCAGCAGCUCCGAUUCUGUCGUUUCCACAAAGCUGACGACCGACCGAGGUCAAGCGGCGAUUUCCCAGAUAAAGAUUUCAUAUGAUAAUUUGCCAUUUCACUGUUCGGCUGGUCUUUUAAUAAGAGAGCCACCCUCUCAGAGACCACUUUCCUCUUGGAUUAUUGGAAUAAGAAGCCCAUAAAGCUGCGAGGGAGUUACUGACUCGGCUCCUCGCUGCAGAAAAAGGUUUUUGUCUUUCUAAAGAAUGUAACCUGAAGGGCUGCGAGAAGAGGAAACGUGAAGCAGCUUUACUGGAGGGUGGAAGUUAUUUAAAUAUUGAAAACACCUGAUUUUGAAUCUGCUUUGGCAUGUCGCCUCCAUGUUGCCAAAGAGGCAUUUUUUUUCUCAUUUUUACGGCUUUUGUACGUGACAACAACAGUUUGAACGACACAAAACUUGAUUUAAAGUCCGAUUUGGUUGAUAAAAUAAUGAGUGAUGUUAAUUUUGCAAUUUAGUUUCUAUUUACUGGUCUGAUUUGCAGUUUUAUGUGAUGUUUGCUGAGAUUUAUCACGAGUUUUUGAGUGUUUUUGAAGUAUUUCGAUUUGACUGCAGUGAGUGUAAAGAAAUAUAUUUUGCUUGGUGUGUUUGUUUUUGCAGAUUUGAUGCCGAGUGCGUAUAGGGUAUUUACCGAUACUCCUGCAUUUAGUGUUUUAGUGAAAACAAUCACAGAUUCUAACCAACAGAUUUGGAGUUUCAAAGUGGGUUUACUCAUUUUUUCCAGCACAAACUGACUGAAUCUGUCGCCUCUGAUGUCAUUCUGUCACAUUUUCCACUUGUACAAAGCGACUGUAAAUAGAGGAAGGAGACGUUUUUUGUACCGUUCACCCCGUCGCUUAACAAACACAACGGUUUGGGUUUGGUCGUGGAUCUCGGACACGUCACCUGCUGCAGAUUGUACCGGGAAAAUGCAGUGUUUGCUCGAGUUCAGGUUCUGUGAAUGUGAGAUUCUGUUUUUAUUUUCCACUUUUGUGACGGUUUCAGUUUGUUUUCUCUGUUUGUACCACGAUGGCGUAGAACAUCCAGGGGGAUCCUCACACAUUCUAUGCAAAACAAAUGGACAUCGAACGCAUUGUAACGAUGCAAUGGAUUAUGUCGGUGAACUCUUAAAUUUAUGAUACUUUCUGUAUACAGUUUGUAUUUAUGAACUGAGUUGCAAUCUAAACUGUAUCAAUAAACUUAUUUUAAAAAGA